Molecule: messenger RNA, 3822 nt
Organism: Acanthoscelides obtectus
Lineage: Eukaryota; Metazoa; Arthropoda; Insecta; Coleoptera; Chrysomelidae
Source: the annotation of a GenBank genome assembly
ACCUUACGAUUUGCGCGUACUCAUCUGUCAAUUCUGUCAGCGUCGAUAAUGGCCGCGGCAGACGGCAGUAGAAAAGAUGGAUAUUGUUGUUCCUGAAAAGGUACUUUAAGAUGCCGAUAAAAACCCAAUUUUCCUCACAUUUCUCGAGAGUACUUUCAGUUAAGCGUAGCUAAAAAUAAACCAGAAGCAAAUGGUCGCUAUUUAAUCUUAACCAACAGCUAGUGGAUUACCAGUCUUGAAUUUUAGGUGAAAAGGCGCCUCUACGAAGUCAAUGCCAAACACAGGAAUUUGAUAUCGAAGAUUUGCACAUCAAACAUAGUAAAUUUUCUUCAGAUGCCGCGGCUAGACGCCAGAAGACACUAAAUUUACCAAGUGGAGUAGAGUAAUUGUAUAUAGAUAUAUCCAGAAAGUGCAUCUCAGAUGCUUUAGUGUAUGUACAUAAGGAACAAAUCGUGUUAAGGAUGAACAUAGAAACUUGAAGACGGGAUAGUCACUAUUUCCAAUCGGAAGUAAAAUAUUCCCAGUUUGUGAUUUUGUUAUUGUACAGUUUAUGAGACAUUUGACCAUAAUACGAAGACUUUUGGAUUAACCGCUGUGUCUCGGAGAAUUAAGCAUCGAGCAUGGCGUCCGCCAAAUUCCUGGAGGAAGCCCUCAGCACAGACGUGGACGAAUCUGCAGUGAACGCGAUCGUAGGUUCGCUCGAAACGCAGCUGGUGACCGCAGCGCCACCUGUCGCGUCUUCGCCUGCGUCGACUCAGCAGCCUGUCAGUCAGCAGAACCACACGACCGUGUCGAAUGGCGCGACAGGGAACAUGGUCGCCGUCGGCCAAUCCGUGGUCGCCGUGUCGCAGGCCCAACAGCAGAAGCAUCAUAUGGCUAACGGGGAGGCUGUUAUCAGCGGAACGCAGGUUGAACAAGUAAACCAACAACAGCAGCAGCAGCAACAAACUGUAAAGUCCGGCACGGAACCCGUGAAGAUCGUCCAGUUGAACCAAGCGAUGUCCGGUGCUGCCGCCGGGGCCAUCUUGCAAAAUCGUGUUACCCUGCCGAACGGUACAAUCAGCUUGCCGCAGCAGAAGGUGGUGCUGAAGACCAGCGGGGGCCCCGGAGCGCCGAACAUUGUCACGCUGCCCAUGCAACAGGCUAACAACGUGGACACCUCGGUAGUCACGUCCCAACCUCAACAGAAUCAGAUCAUUUCCGGGCUGCAGGUGGUCAACGUUCGACCCAGUGCUAUGCAGCAACAGAAGGGCCAACCAGCCCGAGUCGUUCUGAGCGCGCCCCAACUUGUAGGCGCCAGGCCCGGUACUCCCCAACUAACUUUGCAGUCCUUCCACGGUUUGCAACCCGGCCAACAGGGGGCGUUGCUGUUGAAGACGGAGAAUGGCCAAUACCAGCUGUUGCGCGUCGGUCCACCGCCUACGGCGGUGUCGCAGGCCACCGGGCAGCCCGUUGCCUAUAGGAUGCAAACGGUGCCUGCGACGGCUGUCAGCGCUCCAACCCCGAUCCAAACGUCUACCAUCUCAUCGACAACCCCCGCCGUGGUGCACCAGCAAGACCAGGCGGCAGUACAACAGCAGCAACAACAGACGGUAACGACUGCUCCUCAACAGCAGACAGUCCAAGUGCAACAAACGCGACCAGCGAACGACAACACCAAAGAAAAGUGCCGGAAGUUCCUCGCCAAUUUGCUGGAAUUGUCCAGCAGGGAGCCGAAAGCUGUGGAAAAGAACGUGCGGACGUUGAUACAAGAAUUGAUAGACAAUAAGGUGGAACCGGAAGAUUUCUGCGACAAACUGGAGCGACUCCUGAACGCGUCCCCGCAACCGUGUCUGAUUGGCUUCCUGAAGAAGAGUCUGCCAUUACUGAGACACUCUUUGGCUACCCAGGAGAUGACCAUAGACGGGAUCCGACCACCUGCGGCUGACGUCGUGUUUUCAGUCGCUGGGGCUGCGCCUACUGUACAGACGAUAAUUCGUCCAGGAAUAGCUACUCAAGUUAGGAUGGCGGUACGUCCUGGUCUGGCUAACCAGGUGAGGAUAGUGGGGGCCCCCGGAGCGACGACCGCAGUGAAUCGGCCAGGUCAGCAGGUGAUCCAGCAACGGAUGGUGGCCCCCGUUCGGACCGCAGCGCCGGCCGGGGUCGCAACGACUGUUCCUAUCUCCCAAAUGCAGGUGGUCCGACCUCAGCAGCAGCAACAGCAACAAACCAUUCAACCGCCCGCUUUGCACCCCGUUUUUGCGAACAGCGGCGGGCAGCCCGUCGUACGGGCAGCUGCCGGGGGCAUCAUUCGACAGCCCGUUCAAGUCCGGACUGUAGGUCCAGGCGCAGUUAUCGCACCACGACCGCAUCAGCUGCAAAUCCGGCAGGUGGCGCCUGCGAUAUCCCCGGCCACUCACAAAGCGGCCGCCCCUCCCAGUCGCCCGAUGCCUGCGCCGAAGGGGGCGGGCCAACCGACAGGCAAACAGCAGCUCAAGGACAAGGAAAAGAAGACGUUUCAAUCGGCGGCAGCCGCUGCGGCAGCUGCAGCUUCUGCGUCAGCUGCGUACGGCGGAGAUGACGAUAUCAACGACGUCGCUGCCAUGGGUGGUGUCAAUUUAGCAGAAGAAACGCAGAAAAUUCUGGGAUCUACCGAAUUCGUAGGCACUCAAAUACGCUCCUGUAAAGAAGAACCUAUUUGCCUGAUGCAACCCUUGCAACAGAAAAUUCGUUCGGCUGUUCAAAAAUACGGUUUGGACGAUCCGACGACGAUAGACGUGGCGGCAUGCGUGUCGCACGCGGCUCAAGAGCGACUGAAAAACCUGCUGGAAAAACUGGCGAUCAUCACCGAGCACAGAUUGGAAAACGUGCGUACCGAUAAUCGGUACGAAGUCACCAAUGAUGUUAAAGGUCAAUUGAAAUUUCUGGAGGACUUGGACAAGGCGGAGCGCAAAAGGCACGAAGAGACGGAACGAGAGUUACUUUUGCGUGCUGCGAAAAGCCGUUCGAAAUCGGAGGAUCCCGAACAGGCGAAGUUGAAGGCAAAAGCGAAAGAAAUGCAACGGGUGGAAAUGGAAGAGCUGAGACAGAGAGAAGCCAACGCGACAGCGUUACAGGCGAUCGGCCCCAGAAAAAGACCGAAACUGGACGGAGACCAUUCGUCCGGUCCCCAGACGAGCACCGGCCCGAACAGCACCCUCAGGGCUCAAAUGCCCCUCAGACAACGGAUGAAAAAAGUGACACUUAGAGACUUACAGUUUUUGUUCGAAACGGAAAAGGACCUGUGCAAAAGUAAACUGUUGUAUAGAUCGUACCUUAAGUGAUGCACGAGUGAGGACUCGCAGCAGUUCGUUAUUGUGUAUAUAAUGUGGUAAGAUUAAAUGACUUAGAUUACGUAUGAAAUAAGAGCGGAGACAGAUGUUUCUAUCGCCCUUAUAUACCAGCAUCCUUGUCGAGUGAAAAAUUGCAACGUUGUCGCAAAUAGACUGCCUUCUGUAGGCGAAAGUACAUGUGAAAAUUGCCCCCAAAGGUUUCCAGAUACUUGUGUUUUUUCAAAUUAAUUUUCCGCUGUCGUAGUUUUGCUCCAAGAAUUUUGAAAAAAUUCCCGGUGCCUCAUUGUUCUGUACUAUACAGGGUGUCCCAGAAGUCGAUGUCAAGCCGAAACCGGGUGAUAGGCAAAGUCAUAACAGCUAUCAAAAAAAUAUUUAAAAAAAUUGUAUGUAUGUGUUUUGAAAAUUAUAGGUCUUUGAAAAAGAUAUAGAAAUUUCACACCCUACAGCAGUCUGUCAACUCCUGUUACUACAAAUAUUAACUUUUUUUGGAUUUUAUUUUUACAACGUAAUG